This is a messenger RNA of Calidris pugnax (ruff), 3272 nucleotides long. It is a transcript of the gene PGPEP1, whose product is annotated as pyroglutamyl-peptidase I. Gene Ontology annotation, biological process: proteolysis. Gene Ontology annotation, cellular component: cytosol. Gene Ontology annotation, molecular function: pyroglutamyl-peptidase activity. NCBI's taxonomy places the organism in Eukaryota, Metazoa, Chordata, Aves, Charadriiformes, Scolopacidae. The transcript has 5 exons. The record is from RefSeq and is a predicted model, not a curated record. Bases 50 to 679 code for a protein of 209 amino acids.
GGCGGCGGCGGCGGCGGGACGGGACGGGACGGGACGGGACGGAGCCGCGAUGGAGAAGCCGCGGCGGGCGGUGGUGGUGACGGGGUUUGGGCCGUUCGGGGAGCACGCUGUUAACGCCAGUUGGAUUGCAGUUCAGGAGUUGGAGAAGCUUGGGCUGCGAGAUGAUGUGGAUCUGCACGUCUAUGAGGUCCCUGUUGAAUAUCAGACGGUGCAAAGACUCAUUCCUGCCUUAUGGAAAAAGCACAGUCCCCAAUUGGUGGUUCACGUGGGCGUUUCGGGUAUGGCUACGACUGUGACUCUGGAGAAGUGUGGCCAUAAUGUAGGUUAUAAAGGCUUAGACAACUGCCGUUUCUGCCCGGGCUCCCAGUGUUGUGUAGAAGGUGGCCCAGAGUGUAUCGACUCCAUCAUCGACAUGGACACGGUUUGCAAGAGGGUCUCGGCGCUGGGGCUGGACGUCACGGUCACUAUCUCCAAGGACGCCGGCAGAUACCUCUGUGACUUCACCUACUACACUUCCUUAUACCAGAGCCGCGGGAGGUCGGCUUUUGUCCACGUGCCUCCGUUGGGAAAACCCUACACGGCAGAACAGCUGGGUCGGGCGCUACAGGCCAUCAUAGAAGAAAUGCUGGAUGUUUUGGAGCAUUCCGAAGACAAAAUCAACUGUCAGCAUGAACACUGAAAGCGAGCAGAAGCUAUCCUAGUAUUGCACUUCCCAAAUUUUCCCUUGCUCCUGAAGUAACUGGGGAAAAACGGCCUGAAACCUACGGGCCCAGAAUUGGAGACUUCAAAAAGAAAAGGAAAAAAUAAUAAGAAUAAUAAUAAUCCCACUUCUAGAAAUUGACGGUUUUGGUCAAGUGUGUGCAUUUCAGCCUAGGCAACAAAGGAGUCAAAAAUCUCUUCUUUAAAACACCUGCAACUACUCAUUUCUGAAGUGACUGGAGUGUGUGUGUGUGUGCUGUGCUUUAUCCUGAGCUUAUCUGUCAGCCAAGUGACAGCUCCUGACCACAAAAAUACAGCGCAGACGGAAAGUUUCUCUACUGGACUUGGCGUGGGGAAUUGAUAACCCGGUCUUCUCAUGACUAGUUCUUAAGUUGGAAGGUUUGCUUUUGGUUUGGGUUGGCUUUUUAUCCUCUCUGGCCCAAAUUAGAGGUGGUGAUGUAAAAAAGCACACCUGGAAAGAGUUGGAAAGGCGUGGGUUUGUCUGUUGUAAAACAGCACUUGGGGACGAGGAGUCUUCAAAAUUGCUUCGCUGAAAGGGAAAAACAUUUGAGGCACUGAUUUUUUCCCCCCACAUUGUCCAAAUAUCUCUAGGGUCCUCUGUAAUGUACUGGUUUAACUGGUAGCUGCAGAUAGAAGGGGGGUGGUUUGGGUUCCUUUCGUUGUGGAGCAGGAGAUAGCUCGUUGUUGUUGUUGUUUAACGCAGUAUGAGCCGAACUUGCGCCAAAUAUUUCUCUUUUUUUGUUUUUUUUUUUCCCUCGAUGCCACCUUCCUCACUCAAGUCAACCAUAUACCUCCUGUACAAAACACAUUGUUUCAUAUUGUGUAUAAAGCAAAUCAUUAGCGGUUAAAUAGCUUUGCUAAAGGCCACUUUUCUCCGCAGGAAAUCUUGAUCCUAGACUCUUGGUGCUAGCUGGUUUGUUUUUUUUUUAAGGCGAAGGUUGAGUAAUUUAUAACUUCCUUAGUUAUAAAUUUUCAUUCUUGUUAAAGGUUAGAACGCGUAAUGUUUAACUUGAAUUCUGAGUUGCCACCUUGAUUUAUUGUAGGCAUAAAUAUGCAAGCGUGCGGAUUCGGAGACGUUCUGCCAAAUCAAAAAUCUGAAACCUCUUCCCACUGGCUGUAAACCAGAGGCUGUUAUUUGAAAAGUAGGAAUUUUACUUAGAAUGAGGAUUCCGGGCGGUUUAUUAGUGUCCCCCUCCCAAUGGGAGGGUACAAAGUGCUGCUGCUUGUAUGAACUUUCCCGGUAAUUAAUUAGGGGAAGCGGACGUGCAGGUUCAGAGCAGGACAUUGACUCCAGCAAAAGGUGGAGACGGAUGAUGUUACGGUGGGAACAGACCCAAAACUGGUAAAAAUUGUGAUUGAUGGUGAUUGGUGACCAGUAGGUCUCAUUGAGGGGCCGUUUUAACGAAGAGGUCUGUGAUUUGAUUCUAAUACUUUGACAAAUAUAGAGAUAUAUAUAUAAAACAACAUUUUGAAAGGUUUUAGAAUACCAUUAUUUUAAUUUUUCUAAUGGUGAAUGGUUCUGUUAUAGUAUCUCUCAGUGAGAGCUGCCAUUAACUCGCUGUUUUCCUGUAGAAGUCUAGAGACAAAGGAAAUAUCACUUCUCCUUGUAACCCUUGAGGGAGGACGGAGACUUCUGCAGUUGUAAUAACUUCGCUGAGGGGACCUGUGUGUGAUGAAGAUUUUUUGGAUAGACUUCUGGUUUACGGAGAAAAUUACCCCUGUAUUUACUACACGGGCUUUUCCUGAUCAAAAGAGUUUGCCUUCAAAGUAAAUAUUCUCUUUUUUUUGCAUUCAAAUACAAAGUAGCACUUGUCAGAUUGUCAGCAGGCAGGCAGACUUUCUGAUUAGUAAUUUAUUAUAUUUAAUAUUUUGUUUAAAUAUUCGUGGUUUGACACGUUUUUUGUUGUUUGUUUUUUUUUUUUUUGCAAAUAGUCAAGUUACUUAUCUUAGGUUGAUUCCUUUAUCUGGUAAGAAGUUUUUGUCCUCAGUGUAUCUUAGCUGCUAAACUUUUAAAAGAGGAGAGUAAUUUGCGUAUUCUGCUAAGUUCAGCGAUUCUUUGAAGUAAUUUGGGGUGAUGCUAUUUAAUUUACGUGUUAAUGUAGCUGUGAAUGAAACGGGAGUGGAAUUUCCAUGGUUUAGUGAGGUGAUAACAGGGGGAAAACAAGCUGAUGGUGGGAUGGAAGGUGAUGGUGGUAGGAAGGUUGGAGAUGCCAAGUUGGGGGAAGGUUUGUUUUCUCCAAACUCACCCUCAGGGCAGGCAGGGGUGGGGAGAAGGCUUUUCCACACCACUUUAUUCCACCUGUGGAAUUAUUUCCACACCACUUUAUUCCACCUGUGGAAUUAUGUCCUGUAGAUAUUCCUUCUUGGGUGCUCUCUGCUCUCCGAGGGGAAAAUCUGGAGCCAAUUCCUGUCACUUCUGUGUGUCUCAGGACCACGGUGGUUGACCUCCUGUGUGUCAGUGUUAAAAAGAAUAUCUCAUUUUUUGGAAAUACAUUGCUUUGAGCAUCACUUCGAGCUGUGUGUUUCCUCCUAAUCUCUUUUUUGGUUGAUUU